Messenger RNA from Styela clava, 4240 nucleotides. RefSeq names its product proton myo-inositol cotransporter-like. Gene Ontology annotation, cellular component: apical plasma membrane. Gene Ontology annotation, molecular function: myo-inositol:proton symporter activity. The record is from RefSeq and is a predicted model, not a curated record. Gene Ontology annotation, biological process: myo-inositol transport; transmembrane transport. Lineage: Eukaryota; Metazoa; Chordata; Ascidiacea; Stolidobranchia; Styelidae.
CCUGAAAUCACUGCAUAUUAAGGGAAAAUAUGAAUAAACUUAUGUCCUAGAUAAACAAAUUUUGAAUGAAAAAAUGGACCAUGGAAAGAAUACGCACAGCAAUGGUGUUGAUGCUGAGGAAGACACAGUUAUGAUAUACAGGAAUGAAGAGGAAGAGCCAGGGAGACGAGGAUUUCUAUAUUUGCUGACAUCAUUAGCUGCAAUUGGUGGCUUUUUGUUUGGCUAUGACACUGGAGUUGUCAGUGGGGCAAUGAUUUUAUUGAAAGAAGAAUUUGAUUUAGACAACACAUGGCAAGAAUUAAUUGUAGCAGUUGCAGUCGGUUUUGCAGCAAUUUUUGCCUUAAUUGGAAGUCCUUUAAAUAAUAUUUGGGGUAGAAAAGGCGUCAUACUUCUUUCAAGUGUAAUAUUUGCUCUGGGUUCUGUGCUAAUGGCAAUUGCAAAAGAUAAAGUUAUGCUGUUAGUUGGGCGUGCCACAGUUGGCGCUGCUAUUGGUCUAUCUUCAAUGACAAUCCCUAUGUAUAUUGCCGAGUCGUCACCUCCUGAAAUCAGAGGCAAACUAGUGACAAUUAAUGUACUAUUUAUAACUGGAGGACAAGUCAUUGCAAGCUGUGUCGAUGGUUUAUUUAGCAAUGACAAGGAGAAUGGUUGGAGAUUUAUGCUUGGACUGGCAGCUAUACCGGCAGCAAUUCAGUUUGUUGGAUUCUUAUUUUUGCCUGAAAGCCCAAGGUGGUUAAUUGAAAAAGGGAAAUUAAACAAGGCAGCCCAAAUACUCAAAAAGAUAUUAGGAAAUGGAUUGAAGGUGCAACACGAAAUGGAAGCUUUGAAACGAACAUAUGAAGAACAAAAAAGUGUACGAUUUUGUCGAUUAUUCACUGAAACCAGUGUGAGACGCGCUUUAUUUGUUGGAUGUGGUAUGCAAAUGUUUCAACAGCUAGUUGGAAUAAAUACUGUAAUGUAUUAUUCUGCAACGAUAAUCCAGAUGUCAGGAGUGAAGGAUGAUACAGUCGUGAUAUGGCUCGCGGCUGGUGUAGCCUCAAUGAACUUUUUUGGAACAGUCAUUGGAAUUUGGCUUGUAGAACGCUUGGGACGACGAACCCUUUCAUUACUUAGCAUGGCUGGUGUAUUAUUCGCCCUGUUAUUGUUAUCUCUUGCAUUUUUACUCCCAGCGAUUCAUACACCGUCUGUAACGUUAAAUUCAACUGCGAUAUCACAGGAUACAGAAGGCUGUUUCCUCCAUUCUACUUGUGAGUCAUGUAUGCUUGAUGACAAAUGUGGCUUCUGUUACAUGGAAUUUACUAAUAGUACUGGCGUCACUGAGUCUACUUGCACACCCUCUGCUGAUGAUCCUCGAUUUUCAUUGAUUGGACGAUGUGCAGAGGGCAAUAUAAGUACAGCUGGGAAAUAUGGACCCUAUUUUGCUCAAAAUUAUUGCCCUACCAAAUAUUCCUGGCUUGCUUUGAUAGGCAUGAUAUUUUAUCUCAUGUGUUUUGCACCUGGCAUGGGACCAAUGCCAUGGACUGUUAAUUCGGAAAUAUAUCCACAAUGGGCCCGAAGUGCUGGAAAUGCAAUGAGCACUGGCACUAAUUGGGUUUUCAAUGUUCUCAUUUCAUUAACAUUUCUACAUGUGUCACAAAUGCUGACUUAUCAAGGUGCAUUUUUGUUAUAUGCUGGAUUCGCUUUCCUGGGAUUUAUCUUUAUUUUUUUAUUUCUUCCUGAAACAAAAGGAAAGCCACUGGAAGAGAUAGAGGACCUUUUUUCUUCAAGGUGGAUUGUUUGUGGAUCCAAAUCCUCAGAGUCUUACAGAGUUAUUUUAAACGGCAAUGACACUUCAGAUAAUGAUGAUGGUGAAGACACUUUGUUUGUGAGGUAGUUAGUAAUCAUGUUUGGAAUCCAUAUUUUUAUUAUAACUAUGUAACCUGUGAGCACCAUGGUAUAUUAUAUCAUUAGAUAUAUGCUUUUUGAAGAUAUCAAUCAAUUCCUAAUCAUUGAUGGCAAAUUGACAAAUGAGAUAUUUAAUGAUAUUAUAUAAUAAAUAGAUUUCCAAGUUAUAUAUUUUCACUAUAUAUUUUGUUAAUAUCUGUUUAUAACUGUGAUUUAAUUACAAAAGGCACAUACAGUCAUUUUGAAUGAGUUGUAAAUUGUGUGAAAUAUGAGCUAUUUUUUGUGAAUGUCAUUUUUUUCAUAGAAACGAAGCACUAAUCUAGAAUCUACCCGUUAGUGUGAAACAUUUCAGGUCUACUGUAAGGAUUAGAACUAUUGUUAACUAUCCAACACGACUUCCUAAUGACUUCCCUUGACCUGAUAAUCAUCAAAUGGUGACACAUGUUCUUAUGCUUUAGCAUUGGUGUAUGUAAUUUUAUUUAGACACUUAGAGAAUUUAUUUUUAUUUGCAUUGCCCCAAUAUGAAGGAGCACUCCAUUCUGAUCUAUAAUCGCCUGCAUAUAUAUACUGCGAGGAAAUGAGCAAAAAAAGCUUGAUUCAUGACUAAUAUUAUUGAUUUUAGGCAAGUUUAACAGCAUGAAUAGACCAUAUUAUCCUUUUCAGUUGCAUAUUUUUGUUUCAUCAACGAAUAUAAUAAGAUUAAAAGGAAAAUUUAAUUGUUACGUUUGGGAAUAUUUUUCAAUUUAUCUGCGAGUCUGAUAUCUUCGAAGGGAUAAUCAGGAAAACAAUAAUUUUUUGAUUCAAUUUUAAAAAUUUUUCCCAUGAAGCCAAUCUAACUUCAAUUAAUCUGUGCGCUGAACAAAGACCAAUAAUGUGCACUAGUAGUAUUUUGUUUCCAGCUCAAAAGUUUUGAAAACUUGGUGACUAAUCAUGUUCUGACAUACAGUUAUGUUUUAGUAACAGAAUAUUAAAUUGAUAGUGCAAUGGUAACAAGAACAUGAUGUACGAAAUUGUGUAAUAUUAUGAUUAUAAAUGUUACGUGUCAAAAUUGCUCUGUGAUUGCAGAAUUAUUUCUUUUGCUAUAUCGGUGUCAUGGUAUGGUUGAUCAAUAUUUUGAUUUUGUCAUGUUUGGCACAUAACAAUUCAUUUUUUCAGCAGAUGUGUUAGAAUCAAUAUCAAACAAAACCACUUCCUCUUUUUAUAUUUCUAAUUCUAUAGAUUAGUCCUCAUUCCAUGACAAAUCACAAUGCAAUCCAGAUUUGUGGAGAAACCAUGAAAUUAUGGAUAUAAAUACAUUGUUGAUUAUUUUCACAUCAGAUUGCAAUGCACAAAGUAAAGACUUAGACUUUUUUAGAAUUGUAGUAGUGGAACUUGAUUUCCGUUCCAUUGAACCUUUUCUAUUUUUUUGUUUGCUAAUUGUAGUGAUCAUUUUGGUUUGUAAAAUUAUCAGAGAAAUUAAGUGCAAUAAAGACCUUACAUUGUUGUACAUUCUGCUACCUUCAAGUUACUUCCUUUAUCAUUAAGUCCUGGAUUCUUCAGGUGUGUCACCUAUUUUUUAAUUUAGUAAAUGGUGAAUAAAUACUAUCAACCAACAGUAGAGUAUAUUUAUUUUUCAGAUGUAAUUUGAAUUGCUACUCAACAAUGACUGUUAUGAGACCUUUCAGAAACGUAUAUUUAUACUAUAUGUGGCCUAACAUCUGUAUUUUCACAAUAGUCCCAACCCAAGUGCUCCUAUUGCAUGCCUUUCUUUUUAAUUUAGAUUAGUUUUUUCGUGCAAUGCCAAUAUGUAAAUAAAAUUUUCAUCUAUAUAUCGCCUAUCAGAAUAUUUUUUCGCAUUAUAUAUUAUGUUAUGUAUAUAUGAAGUCUAUCAUUUACUGCAACUAUUUUGACUGCCUCUUGGAACUACGUACAUACAUGAACAAUUUUAUAUGAAAUUGUUUUUAUUUCUAAAUUAUUUUGCUCAAUUUAUUACUGAAAGUUUAAUAUAGAAUAUAAUAAUGGUGUACAUAUUUCUGAAAUGCACUCAAGAUUCCCCAUUCCAAAAUACAAUUUUUGGUAAAUGAAAUACUUUUUUCCUGCAAGCACACCCAUUUGAUCGUACAUGACAUAGAUCGAACAAAUUUUACCAAUAUGUAGCUGUCAAAAAUUCGUUAAAGAUGUCCAAACUUCAAAAAUUCAUGAUCGUGUCCAAAAGGCCAAAACUAUUUUAUCAUAUCUUUAGACUUGUAUGGUGAAAUUAUGUUUGUGAACAAGGGUAUAUAUGAAUAAAAUGUAUUUGUUCGCCAUCUUGACUGCUUAUUUACUUUUCAAUAGUUAUUCUUUAUGACUUAUGUUCUGACUUUGUUCCUGUACUUUUUAG